Thlaspi arvense is the source of this 282-nucleotide messenger RNA. NCBI's taxonomy places the organism in Eukaryota, Viridiplantae, Streptophyta, Magnoliopsida, Brassicales, Brassicaceae. The record is from the annotation of a GenBank genome assembly.
AUGGGACAGUUUCCGGAUGAGCCAGGGGUGCUCGGAGGUGUUGCCGGCGUAGGGUUAGGACUUGGGACCGACGGAGUUGGGACCGAUGGAGUUGGGACAUGCAUGGGUGGCUUAGGACUUGGGACCGGCUUAGGCUUAGGACUUGGGCUCGGCUUCGGCUUAGGACUUGGGCUGCAGCCACAAUUUGUUGCAGCGGUUAAGGUGAAAAAGAGGAUGUUGAGUGCAAAGAAAAGAGCUAGAGAGGCGGAGUUCUUUGAAGCCAUUGUUUUUCUCAAAAGAUAG